GACUAACUGCAAGUGCCCUCUCACUGCGUCGCUGCACUCCGUGCACUUCCGCGCUGACGAGGCAGACGGUCUGCGGGCUCGCCGUCCCACAUCCACCCCCCACAGCCCACAUGAACGACACCCAGCCACUGAUGCCUGCUACUCCGCACACACCUGGCUCGCCAGCCGACGCGCUUGCCGCCCAGCAGCAGGAGCAGCUGCAGCCUGAGAGCAGCCGUGUGGGCGCCAAGAGACAGCUCAGGCGCGCCUCUGCGCCGAGUUCAGCGCACGGACGGAAGCAGCAGGAGAAGAGGAAGCGAGCUGCGUCGUCCACCUGGCCCGAGGGCCGUCAGAGGGAGUCCGCCUGCUCAGCACCAGCGGCAAGCAGGGCCUACGUCGAGGCAGGCAAACAAGCGCGGCCGCGAUCGACAUUUUCAGCCUCGCAUGGGCCCAGCGUCGAAAAGGGAGAGACAGCAGCUGCAGCGGCGCCAAAUGUCGACCUCUGCUCAGCUCUGCCGGCGGACAGGGCUGCGAUUUCCAUCGCAGACCAGCCGACGCCGUGCCAGGGAGCGUCGGUCGAUGGCGGGAUUCCGUCCACUCAGACGGUCGAUCCGCGUCAGCUCUUCCUUGCUGACAGCGACGCUGGGCCCAGCGCAGGUGCUGCAAGCUCGGGAGCUUUCGAGGAGUCCACGUGGCCAGACCUCUUCGGCCCAGACGGGAGGCUCAAGCGACCGCCCAACCGCUACGUCCUGUGGCAGCGCUCUCUGUCAGCUGCUCAGCGCAAAGAGCUGUCCGACCAGGUCCGUGCCGAUCCCGACAGCACCUCCCACAAGCACAUGGUGAAGGCAUGGAACGAUCUGGCUCCCGACAAGAGACAGCGCAUCGAUGCGCAAUACGAUGCGCUCGCGCGACGCUUCCGCGACACGGUCAGCAGUCUCACGGCGAGCGGCCAGGAGCACCGUCUGCCGAAGGCGCCUGUGCGAAACAAGGAGGCCACCCGCAAAGACUCGUCCGGCCCGUCCGGCACUCCAAAGAAGAAGACGUCGCGAGACACUGCCAGUGUCGCCCCUUCUCCUCGACAGCUCAGCGCAUCGCUUGACAGUGCGGGACUAUGCACGUCGCCGCAAGACUGUGGCAUGGCCGAGCAGUCGGUCGCAAGCUCGUCUGGCGCGGGCGGCGACGGACAAGAGGCUACUGGAGCUGUCCGUGACUCGCGAAUCGCAAGGCUGUCUGUCUUUGACUCCGAGCUCGUCCGUCACGGCCCGCUCGUCAAGCGGACCUCGUGGGAGCUCCCGGCGUGGGUGCACGGUCCAUCACGGGUGCCCGAUGCCGAGCGGCCUCCUUCUCCACGAGCCCGCUUCGACAACGCAGCUCCACUCCACGCCACGCAUCUCGUCAGCAGCGCUGUGACGCGACAUCGGGCGUCUUCACUUCGCUUUUCGCUGCCUGACGAGGAGCACUCCGGCGGGGCAUCCAGCCUGCUUUCCGAGCAAGCCAUCUUCGCGCCGCCACACGAACUGCCGCAACAGCAGCUACAGCAGCAGGAGAGUCCGGACGAGUGGCUGAUGCGCGAAGCAGCCGACUUGUCCGCCGCAUCGGACAUGCCGGCUGCGGACGUUGCGGUAGAGCCUCUCGAGAGCGAAUGUGUCUGCACAGAUCCUCCAGCACGACGUUCCUGAGGUCAGCGCUGCGCUGACGCCAGCAGAGAUGUCCCUCGCCGAUCGGCUCGAGCGACAGGCCGCGAUGCUGCACGACUGGCACAUGCGAGGCAUGAUCAUGGACGAGCCCGACUACGUUCCGCGUGUGACU
Molecule: messenger RNA, 1788 nt
Organism: Tilletiopsis washingtonensis
Lineage: Eukaryota; Fungi; Basidiomycota; Exobasidiomycetes; Entylomatales
Exons: 5
Coding region: 111-1658 (515 amino acids)
Source: RefSeq, a predicted model, not a curated record